CAAGCGCAGCGACGGGGAAAACAAACUAAGCUUUUCCCGGAGGCUAGUUUCCCCUGGAACCUUUAAGGAAGUUGCGCCCACGCGCGGACACCUGUCCGUGGAGAACCGUGCUUCGGCUGCGGAGGUAAAAGUCCCGCUAAAUCGACGGCUGUGGCACUAAUUUAAGGGAUUAUUUUUCGAGGAACCGCGGAGGCUGACGGCGGUGGGAUGGGCUGUGAGUCGUUCAAGAUGGCGGCGCCCUGUGGAGUGCAUUUACUCUAGCAGAGUGGCCUGGAGACGGAAUUGGUGGGCGGGCCCCGGGAGUCCUCCAGGCAGACGGGGACGGACACUGUGAUCAGUUGUGGCCUCCUCCUCCUCCUCCUCCUCCCCCAGCACUGCCAUGGCCAGGGAGCAGCCCAACGUGGGGGAUCUCCUCCCACUGCUGGAGACCUCCGACCUCCACCAGCUAGAAGAGAUCAGAGGCCUUAUCAACGAGCAGCUCAGCACCGAGCGAGGUUCCAUGCUGCUGAACGGGCUGGUGGAUUUCUUUUUGGAAACCAACUCCGCCCACGCCAUGCACAUCCUGUCGUCUGUCAGAGAGCCCCACGAUAAGCACCUUCUAGACAAGAUGAACGACUGUAUGACCAAACCGGCCUGCCGCCUGCCCACACUCAUGCUGCUCGGCCACGUGGUCCGCAAGCAGCCGUCCUGGAUCCACAAGAUUGCUCGGUACCCGCUGCUGCUGUCGCUGCUGAAAUGCCUGAAGACGGACACUGAUGUAGUGGUGCUUAUAACCGGAGUUCUGGUGCUGGUCACUCUGCUGCCCAUGAUCCCUCAGGCUGGGAAACAGCACCUGUGGGAGUACUUUGACAUCUUUGGUCGCCUGGCGUCAUGGAACCUGAAGAAUCCAGGACACGUGCCUGAAGUUUACCUCAUCCACCUGCACGCCAGCGUCUACUCGCUGUUCCACAGGCUUUACGGCAUGUAUCCGUGCAACUUUGUGUCCUACCUGCGCUCGCAUUACAGCAUGAAGGAGAACAUGGAGACCUUUGAUGAGGUGGUGAAGCCCAUGCUGGAACAUGUUCGCGUUCACCCGGAGCUGGUAACCGGCACCAAGGACCAUGAACUCGACCCCACCAGAUGGAAACGGUAUGAAAUCCAUGAUAUCGUCAUUGAAUGUGCCAAAGUGUCUCUGGACCCUAAGGAAGCCUCCUGUGAGGAGGGCUACGCCACCAUGCCCGAGAACUUCUACCCCCAGAUCCACCUGAGAGCCCAGGACUGCACCUCCAGCCCGUACACGGAGCUGCACAGCAGCUUUGGAAGCUCUUCUUCAACCCCGUUCUCAACUCCACGCCAGCCGCUGCCCCCUCCCCUGUCUUUGCCCCCCGUCUCAGGGACACAGUUGACCUACCGCAGCCCACAGAUCUCCAGAAGACAGAACUCGACUUGUGACCUGAACUCCUCUUGUGGGAGCAAGGACCCCCUAUGGAGCCCCUCCUCCCUGUGCGGCAUGACCACUCCCCCUUCCUCUAGAGGCAUGUCGCCCAACCUGGAGCUGUCCCACAGUGCCUCACACCUUUCCAGCCGCUUCCACUGCACAUCAGCAGGUGGGAAGGGAACGCCGGCCUCCAGCACUCCUGCCACCUCCUCCCCCCCUCCAACCCUGACGGAGGACUUUCCUGCAGUCUCUCUACCAGCCAACACAGUCCAGUCCAGUCCGCCCAGAAAAGACCGUCGGCAGGAAGAAAGCAGCAAGCCGGUGCUGAUGAGGCAGGAAUCCGUCAAGGACCCAGAGAAACCGGGGGAGGCGCCUGCACACAGGGAAGCAGCAGAGAACAUUUCCAUGACGCUGACAGAGCUGUCUGUGUUCAUGAAGAAGCAGGAGCUUGACCUUCAGCUGAGGACGGAGAAGGAGAAGGAGGAGGCUGACAUCACAGAGGAGCUGCUGCAGCUCACCGAGGAGAACCAGGAGCUGCUGGGCCUCAGAGGCUUCGAUUCGCCCUUCUACCGCACCACCGAGACGCUGACGGGAACCCAGAGCAAAGGCCUCCCCAGCACCCAGCCCGGGGCCUCCAUCCUAGACCCCCACCGGGCUGCGUCCACACCUGACAAGGUCGAGAACUCCGUGGGCGUCGGCGCUGAAAGAGGAGUGGGCGGGGACAGCCGAGGUCUGGCCCUGGAUCAGUCCUGGUCCUUCCAGUCGGGGUUCACCCCCAUCGACCACCACCUGCACCACAGCCCCUCCGCCCACAAUGAAGAGGCAGCCAAGUUCAGCUUGUUCUCCCCCAGCCCGUGCAGUAAGACCCCCGCCCCACCACCCUACGAACCUUUUUUUGACCUGGCCCUGCCGAGGGCCGCCUCGCUGUUCGUGGGCAGGAAGACUUUAGAAGCUGUGAACAAAGCCGCCAUGCAGAGGCUGCUGCAGCGGGAGGAGCGGCUGGAGGACGGCGAGGAGGAGGGGCUUAUGCCCACGUCUCCGCUGGAGGUGCUCGACCGCCUUGUCCAGCAGGGGAGCGACGCACACGACAAAGUUCUCAAGAGAUUACCUUUGCCGAGUAAAUCAGCUGACUGGACACACUUUGGAGGCUCGGCUCCUCUGGACGAGCUGCACACGCUGCGCAGUCAGCUGCUACUGCUGCACAACCAGCUGCUGUUUGAGCGCUACAAGAGGGAGCAGCACGCGGUCCGCAACCGCCGCCUCCUUCGCCGCAUCAUCAACGCCACUGCGCUGGAGGAGCAGAACAACGCCAUGAAGGACCAGCUGAACCUGCAGAGUGUGGACAUCACCUCUCUGAGGGAGAGCCUGCAGGUGGAGCAGCACAGGUACCGGCAGCUGUGGGAUGACCGGGAAACCGUGGUGACCCGGUUACACAGCCAGAUCCGCCAGCUGCAGCAGGCCCGGGACGACUACUACACCCGCAACCAGGAGCUGCAGAGCAAGCUGCAGGAGUGCCAAAAGAAGAUGGAUGAGCUGGAGGCGGAGCUUCAGAGGGCCAACAACAAAGUUUGUCACACGGGUCACCUGCUCAACCAGAUGACUGUGAAGCUGAGCAACAGUGAGAGCACGCAGCAGCAGAUGAGCUUCCUGAACAAGCAGCUGCUGCUCCUGGGGGAGGCGCAUAAACUGUCCAUGCAGGAGCUGCAGAACGCCGGCACAGAUAACACAAAGCAGGAGGCCCGGAUGCUGCAGACGUCCUACGCUAAGGAGGUGGAGGCUCUGCGGCAGAGUCUGCUGGUUCAGGGGCAGAAACUGGAGGCGGCGCAGCAGAGAGUCUCUGAGCUGGAAACUCACCUUUCCAAGAAGGAGCACCUCAUUGCAGAGCAGAAGAAGUUCCUGGAAGAUGUCAAAUGUCAGGCUAAGGUGGAGCUGCAGGCCUCCGACAGCAGGUACUUGGUUCAGAGGACGAUCACGCAGCUGCUGCAGACCGAACUCCUGCAGCUCUACAGCCGGGUGGAGAUGGAGGCCCCUGCCAGCAGCAGCUUGCCCCCGGGGGGCAGGUCCGACCUGCACACACCCGCAGACCCCAGUGUGCUGGUUCCGGACGGGCCGGACAGAAACCACACCAGCCAGGAUCCGGAUGGCAGACCCCCCCAUGACUCUCCCCGGGGCAACGGCAGCACUUUAAUGCCACCAAAGGUCAGCGGCUUUUCCCUUUCUGCAGCCAGCUCCAUCAACGGAGGCCAGGACCCGCCCCCUCCCCUGCUGGUCGAGCCCCACCCACCCUGCCCUCAUUCCAAUCCUCUGGCGCCCCAGCCUGCGCCCGACACCCCCGUCACCGUGGGCUCGUACCCCAGCGCCAAGAGCUUCCUUGGCAUGCGGGCGCGCGAGCUGUUCCGCAACAAAAGCGAGAGCCAGUGUGACGAGGACCAGCCCCCCCGACGCCUGGCAGGCCUCGCCCACGGCCUGAAGACGGAGAUGUGCGUGGAGCCGCCCUGCCCGGGCUACACCGCCCCCCUCGACCCGGCGCCCUCGGCCGCUCCCACCUCACCCCUCAAAGCCUCUGGCCGCACCACGCCUCCCACCGCGCCCUCCAAACACCCCCCCACUGAGACCAAGCACCGGGCCUCAAGCCAGGAAAGCCCCCGCAGGAGGGCAGGCGGGGGUCAAGGGGGAGGCAGGGGUCAGAUGGGGUCAGGCCGCCCCCGGCAGCAACAGCUAAAAAUUAUGGACUAUAAUGAAACGCAUCAGGAGCACAGUUAAUGACAUCCAGAGAGCCGGCAGACGCCAACGUAACUGGGGGGAGGGGCCAAACAUAACCGGGGGGAGGGGCCAAGACAGACUUUUUAACAGGGAAGGAGCUUCAAACCUGCAGGAGUCCAUCAGUUUUAUCGUCCCGGUCCUGAGUGGACAGCAGGAUUCCCACAAGCUCCUCCUCUUUCUUUUUCUGGAACAACGAAUGACCCUGAAGGAUUCUGGGAAUGUCACAAAGCUAAAGGCUAAAACGUCGGGGAAGCCGCAGAAGGACGAGAAGCCUCCGUCAGUCUGACGCUCAAACUCAUCGCAGGACUCCAGUUUCUGUCUGAAACCAGGCUAUUGGCUUUGGUCUGACCGUGGAACACGUUCCUGACGCCACAGAUCCUCAGCAACUCUCACCGGAACACGCCAUUAUCCGGCUCCAGGGGGGUCAAAUCCGGUGACCAAAGCGAUAAAGGUUUUUUUUGUUUUGUGCCAGCGUGGAAGCAGCCUCCAAGUAAACAAAUGAUUGUCGCUUCUGGAAAACAUGUUUUCAGUUCUCCCAAGACCCCCACCCCGACAUGUCGCCAUGGAGACAGAUGUGACUAUUUUGGAGACGGUCAGCCGAGUUUUUUUUAACACGAGCACUUUAGUGAAGUGAAGUGAAGAGGAAGAUUUCCAUCCCAACCCUGCAGGAAUCUGCUGAUGCAGCCCGGAGGCCCAGCGGCACACGGGAAGGGAUGACAUCACAGUCAUUUCUUUCUCCACUUAUUUAUGUAUUUAUUGACUUUUUAGAAAAUUCCAGACCAGAUCAGUACGUCUCAACGAGAACCUUUGAGAGAAACGGCGUCCUCAUCUUCUUCCCUAAACCAGCUUGUGUCUGCGUCAGACGUAUUCGGACCGGCCGGCCCGUUCAGGCCUACGACAUUCAUGUUUUGUUUUUUGUUUUUUUUUGGAAGUGAAGCUGAAGGUUUGUCAGAAUCUUGUCGUCCACUGGGGAACUCCUGCUGUCACUUCCUUCUGCCUCGCUAUCUAAAGCAUGUUCAGCCGCCCUCCUUAUACGCCAACUGUAGAAGCUGCAGCAGAGCCGGACAGAAGGUACAAUCAGCACAAACCGCAGGAGCACGACUGGGAACACGGGACAACUCCACGAAGGAAAAACAACAAAAAACAAAAAAAAAGGAAGUUCUUAAAGCAGUGGCUUGUGUGUAACUGUGAACAAUAAAGAUCGUCUUUAAUGUUUUGCACUACAAA
Oryzias latipes (Japanese medaka) is the source of this 5407-nucleotide messenger RNA. It is a transcript of the gene tsc1b, whose product is annotated as TSC complex subunit 1b. The record is from RefSeq and is a predicted model, not a curated record. Gene Ontology annotation, biological process: regulation of cell cycle; negative regulation of TOR signaling; negative regulation of cell population proliferation. Gene Ontology annotation, cellular component: TSC1-TSC2 complex. Lineage: Eukaryota; Metazoa; Chordata; Actinopteri; Beloniformes; Adrianichthyidae.